Arthroderma uncinatum is the source of this 1335-nucleotide messenger RNA. RefSeq lists its product as uncharacterized. NCBI's taxonomy places the organism in Eukaryota, Fungi, Ascomycota, Eurotiomycetes, Onygenales, Arthrodermataceae. The transcript is spliced from 2 exons. The record is from RefSeq and is a predicted model, not a curated record. Gene Ontology annotation, molecular function: DNA-binding transcription activator activity, RNA polymerase II-specific; zinc ion binding. Gene Ontology annotation, biological process: regulation of transcription by RNA polymerase II. The coding region runs from base 1 to 1335 and encodes 444 amino acids.
AUGAGCGGUCUACGACGUUUCCACAUCAAGUCGAGACAUGGAUGUGGCCAAUGCAAGAAGAGAAGAGUUAAGUGUGAUGAACAGCCACCUAGGUGCGGCGGCUGCUCAAAACGCGGGCUGAAAUGUGACUACGAGGAGACCCCAGCAGAGUCUAUGUCCUGCCCGCGGGGGGAAGGGAAGAGUCUCUCCCUAGUCAAUUCGGGCGCAAAAGAUAUCACAUUCGAGUUUCACCCGUUGACAGAGUUGGUCAAUAAACGACGCACGGUCAAUCACUUCCCAGAUGAGUUUACUCAGAGAAGAAAGCGGGAAGAUAUUCUACAGGCAAAUACCCAUCGAAUAGGCGAACUUGUCAUGAAGCCGAAGGCGUCUCUCAGUCUUGACUAUCAAGAUCUAGAGUUGCUGCAUCACUAUAGGACGAUUACAAGCCAUACCCUCUCGGAGGACAAGCUCAAAGGACAGAUUUGGCAAUUUUUUGUCCCAGAGCUGGCUCAGAUAUACCCCUUUGUGAUGCACAAUAUCCUUUCCAUGGCUGCCAUGCACCUAGCGUUUCUACAGCCAGAGUCGUCGGUGAAGUAUACGCAUCUCGCUGUUAGCCAUCAAUCACACGUGAUAAAAGCGGCCCAAGCACGCGUGGCUAGCCAGGAGGUUAACAAAGAAAACUGCAGCGCGGUGGUGAUAUGCUCAGGCCUGCUACUCAUCUAUGAACUGGCCAUAUUGCAUCCGUCUUACUUUGUUGGGGCGCGGACUACGACGACUGCGCUGGAUGAAAUAAUCCAAAAGAUGCUGAUAAUGCGCCGUCUGGUUGGGCUAUGGACUCUAAGCAUGCCGUUGUUCAAGGAUGGCCCGGCUAGAAGUUUACUGGCUAGAGGGGAAGCCGAGCUAGCCACACCACUGGCAGAUGAGAUACGGCGGUCCCUGGACAGCAUUCAGAUGGCCAAUAACACGUUGACUGCCGACAAGGAAGAACGAUACGCAUAUCAAAUGGCAGUUGAAUCAUUGUGGUUCUGCUUCCAGAUUUGCACACUCUCUAGUCCGGCGGACUGGGUAAUGGGGAUGGCCUGGCCUAAUAUGGCUCCGCAGAGGUUUAUGACGGCCUUGGUAGAGAAAAAGCCGUUGGCGUUGGCGACUGUUGCUCACUAUUGCGCGCUGUUAUAUCUAUAUCCGGGAAGCUGGUGGAUGCAAGGGUGGCCUCAACCGGUGCUAUCGUCGCUCAUCAGAGCAGCAGCCGUCGGAAGCCAUGGACCUACCUGGCAAUCUCUGUUCUCAUGGCCAUCCCGUGUGAUUGGUAUAUCACAGGUGGAAGGGUGUCAGAAUAAGGAGGGUGAUAUUCUGUGA